This is a messenger RNA of Solanum pennellii, 1297 nucleotides long. RefSeq names its product ER membrane protein complex subunit 8/9 homolog. The record is from RefSeq and is a predicted model, not a curated record. The coding region runs from base 44 to 658 and encodes 204 amino acids. Gene Ontology annotation, cellular component: EMC complex. The transcript has 5 exons. NCBI's taxonomy places the organism in Eukaryota, Viridiplantae, Streptophyta, Magnoliopsida, Solanales, Solanaceae.
UUAUAUCAUUUGUGACAAUUUACACAAAAUUUUGCUCUGCGUAAUGGGGAUCGAAUCAACAUACGAAAUUCACCAAAACGCUUACAUCAAGCUAGUCCUCCAUGCAUCAAAGCACAAAACUUCCGCCGUCAACGGCGUCCUCCUCGGCCGUAUCUCCGGCGACUCCGCCGUCGUAGAAAUUGUGGAGUCCGUUCCAUUGUUCCACUCCCAAAUUGGCGUCCUUCCUCCUCUCGAAAUUGCCCUAAUUAUGAUUGAGGAGUAUUAUUGUGAUAAAGGUUUAAGUGUUGUUGGUUACUUUCAUGCCAAUGAGAGAUUUGAUGAUUCCGAGCUAGGAAGUGUUGCUAAGAAUAUUGCAGACCAUAUCUACAAAUAUUUCCCUCAAGCUGCUGUGCUCCUGCUGGAUAACAAGAAGUUUGAAACUUUAUCAAAAGAGGGGAAAGACAGGAGUCCUGUAAUGCAGCUUUACACCAAGGAUACAUCUAGGAGCUGGAAACUAGUGGGAUCAGAUGGAAGCAGCCGUUUGAAAAUUAAACAGCCAUCAGCAAAUGUCAUCCUUCUAGAUUUCAUUUCAUCGGGGAAAUGGAAGGAUAUUAUAGAUUUCGAUGACCACCUUGAUGACAUUAGCAAGGACUGGGUGAACACAGAGCUCUUCAAUUGAAGCUGCUUAUGUAUAUCUCAUGUUGUUUCUGUCUCUGAAGGGAAAUGAUUCAUCACUUUGGUUAUAACAUUGUGAUCCAAUAGACGGUAGCCUGCUGGUUAUGCUCUCAAGAAAAGGUGAUACAUUUGUCAAAAGUGCUUUCAAUCUUUCAGAAAGACUCUCGAUAUAUAACAUGUUCUCCAGCUUAUUGAUAUUUACCCUGUGCCUCCAAUUUUCCAUGAAAUACAAGUAAGCAGAGUGGUCUAGAUUUUGCUCCACGUUUAUUUUGAUCCCCCUUGUGUAGUUUCAUGCACAUCAUUUUACUUCCCAAUCCAACUUGUUGGAACUGAGGCAUCGCAUGACCAGAAGAAUUGGGUGAAAUAAGUGAAUUUAUCUAGUUGAGGCAUUCUUGAUUGAUUGAGACAAAAAAAUUCCCUCAAUACAGCUUCACUCCGUCAAGCCUGUACGAGUAGUUGUUUUACUUAGUGUAAUGAGGGAGGAGAAUAGCAAAUUCUCAAAGUUUUAGCAAGUCCAUACUGACUAAUGGUUGUGUUUCUCUAAAUGCCAUUUAGUUGCCACAGCCCUCAAAAGAUGAAGGGUUUGUUUUUAAAGUUCGUACCCUAUAUUUUUUAUUAAGGAUUGAAAGAAUAUUUGCCAUGA